Molecule: messenger RNA, 267 nt
Organism: Penicillium argentinense
Lineage: Eukaryota; Fungi; Ascomycota; Eurotiomycetes; Eurotiales; Aspergillaceae
Exons: 3
Coding region: 1-267 (88 amino acids)
Source: RefSeq, a predicted model, not a curated record
AUGGAAAACAACGCCCCCCUCCUCUUCCCACUCCUGAGCCUGAUGCUGGCCGUCAUCUUCAUCCUCAUUCUCAAUCGCAACCCAAUCGCCUCCCCCACGUACGAACUUGUUGACGAUUCCGACGACCCCUCGACCGCCGAGUCGGGUUACGUCGCGGAUCUGUCCGAUAACUCUGACUCGGAUGACUCUGAUGAGACCGAGUUCGCUUCUCUCCUUCGUCGAGCCCGAAGAGAAUGCUUUACUAGCCGAAAUGACAUGACGGUGUGA